CCAAAACAAAUGGAAACUCUCCACCGAUCCACACUUCGCCUCGUCCCCUUAUCUCUGCCUGCAUUAUCCCAAACACGACCGGCCACCCGGAAAUUCCAUAGAUUCCGACCACCCAUUUCUAUUCUGAAUCCGGAACCGGCCUUCCUCACCUGCUUAACGAGCCGCACAAGUUACAGCUCAUCUCCUUCUCCGGUUGCCAGAGCUGGUUGGUUUCUGGGCCUCGCAGAGAAGAAGAAGGGCAUGAGCCUGCCUGAUAUAGUCAAAGCUGGAGACCCGGUUCUGCAUGAACCGGCCCGAGAGGUUGAGGUUGGGGAUAUCGGGUCGGAGAGGAUUCAGAAGAUUGUUGAUGAUAUGGUUAAGGUGAUGAGGAAGGCUCCUGGGGUUGGUCUUGCUGCUCCUCAGAUUGGAGUUCCCUUAAGGAUCAUAGUCUUGGAAGAUACAAAGGAAUAUAUUAGUUAUGCACCCAAGGAUGAGAUUAAAGUUCAAGAUAGGCGGCCUUUCGAUCUUUUGGUUAUUAUCAACCCAAAGCUUCGAAAGAAGAGCAACAGGACUGCAGUAUUCUAUGAAGGCUGCUUAAGUGUUGAUGGAUUCAGAGCAGUGGUAGAAAGAUAUCUUGAUGUCGAAGUUUCAGGUCUCGACCGCAAUGGCCAACCCAUCAAAAUAGAUGCUUCAGGUUGGCAGGCUCGUAUUUUGCAGCACGAGUGUGAUCAUUUGGAAGGAACUAUUUAUGUUGAUAAGAUGCUCCCUAGAACAUUUAGAACUGUUGAAAACUUGGACUUGCCUCUUGCUGAGGGGUGUCCAAAGCUUGGAUGUCGGUAGCUUAUAUUGAACAUGGACUUGGAUAAAACAGAAUUUUGUGAUAAAGGUGCUAUCUGAUUUAAGCAAUUGAUUAUGGGACUCUUGGUGAAAUUGAUUGUUUGGGAUCAAUCUAAUAGUUCACCAUCUGGUUUA
Molecule: messenger RNA, 951 nt
Organism: Argentina anserina (silverweed cinquefoil)
Lineage: Eukaryota; Viridiplantae; Streptophyta; Magnoliopsida; Rosales; Rosaceae
Product: peptide deformylase 1A, chloroplastic
Exons: 4
Coding region: 10-819 (269 amino acids)
Biological process (GO): peptidyl-methionine modification
Cellular component (GO): mitochondrion; chloroplast
Molecular function (GO): peptide deformylase activity
Source: RefSeq, a predicted model, not a curated record